This is a messenger RNA of Corvus hawaiiensis (hawaiian crow), 3823 nucleotides long. It is a transcript of the gene CNTLN, whose product is annotated as centlein. Gene Ontology annotation, biological process: centriole-centriole cohesion; protein localization to organelle. NCBI's taxonomy places the organism in Eukaryota, Metazoa, Chordata, Aves, Passeriformes, Corvidae. The record is from RefSeq and is a predicted model, not a curated record. Gene Ontology annotation, cellular component: centriole; centrosome.
AUGGUUUAUGCUGAUAAAUAAUUUGUGUGGUCUCUUUGGAAACAUCUCCAAGUGUCAAAACCAGAUCUUACUCGAGCUGUCAGCUUGGUUGUGGAAAGAGAAAAACAGAAAGCUGAAGUCAAGGACAGAAGAAUUUUAGAGAUUUUACAAGCCAAAGACAGCAAAAUAGAAUCUCUAGAACAGAGACUCACAGGACAGCAGCAGGAGAUAAACAGCUUAAUGCAGAGAAAAAGUGCUGUGGAUGAGGAAAAUACCCGUUUGAAGAAUGAAUUCGGUAACUUGAACCGGAAAUUUAAAGAUAAAAGCCAAGAACUUAAGGACACUGAGGAGUGUGCACGAAAGAAGGAAGAGCAAAACAGACUGGUUAUAAAAAACCUGGAGGAGGAAAAUAAGGAAUUAAAUAUAUGCUGUGCUGACCUGCUAAGUGACCUGGAGAAACUGAGGAAACAGGAGGCACAAUGGAAAAGGGAAAUGGAAACAUCUGGCAAUGAUGCCAGAAUAAAGAAUUUGGAAACUGAUUUAGCAGAGACAAGACAACAAAUAAAAAGUUUGCACAGUAUAUGCUGUAACUUGUCAUCUCAGGUAGCUGUGAAAGAGGAAGAACUUUUCCAAAAGGAUUGUGAUGAGGUCAAAGCUAAGAAGGAGUUAGAGGAGCUACCAAAUCUUUACAGACAAAACACUGAAGAUACAACACAGCAGGCUGAGCUGAUAAAGCAGCUACAGACUCUCAAUACUGAUACAGAAAAAGUGCUGCAAGACUGAGAGUAUGCUCACACAGCUAAAACAACAUCAUAUCAAAAAGUUACAUCUGGGUUCUUAGAAUUUCUGAAAAUGAAGAAAUUUGACAGGAUACAAAGAACAAAUAAGCAUGGAAUCACUUCUGAUCGGAAUUGCACUGCUUUGAUGACUUACUGCUCUGAAAAGAUUUUGAAGGUGUUGAAAGAAGGAAUAGGUGGAGAGGUGUUAAAAAGAAGAGCCUGGUACAAAUCAGAAACUUGGCGCUACUGUGAUAAAUCGGGAGAAUGUGACUAUUUGCAGCUUCAUCCCGUGGUGUCUUUCAUGGUGCAGACAGUCUCAUUAACGAGUCACAGAGAAACCUUUAGUGGUAGCACUGUGGUAAUUCUGCUUGUUAUUUCUCUGGUAUUCCGUGCAGAUUUUUUUUUUUAUAAUUCAUUAUUAGUAUUCAAAAUUACUUCUUCUUUAAUUCUGCAUGUCUUUCAUAAUCCGGUGUUCCAACUAGUUCAACCAUGUCCUUGUUUUAUUCUCCAGGAACCACCUGUGAAACGUUCAAGGUCUCUGUCCCCAAAGAGCUCUUUUAGAGAGUCAGAGGAGCUAAAGAAGCUUAAAAUAGCUGAAAGGAAGAUUGAAAACUUAGAGAAGACACUACAGCUAAAGUCUCAAGAAUCUUAUGAGCUAAGAGCAGCCUAUGGAAAACACGAAGAGAGGCUGCAGAUGUUACAGACCAACUACAGAGCACUAAAAGAGCAAUUAAAGCAAUGGGAAGAGGGCGAUAGCAGACUGAAUCUUGAAGAAGAAUUGGAUAAGAUGAAAACACACCAAUCUCCAGUUUUUAAACUUAGUGAAGAUGAUGAGGUCAAGAGUAAUACUGCAAAGAGGUAUAUGGGAGAAGUUUCACGUGAAAUGUCACAGAAGGUACAACAAUUAGAAAGAAGAUUCAAAGCUACGGAAGGGGAAUUAAAGAAACAGAAAGAAGUAAAUAAAGACUUACUGAAUGAGAAAAUUUAUUUGAAAGAAUCUUUAAAGGUGCAAAAGGAAGAUGGAGACACAAGAAAAAGAGAGCUGGAAAUACUACUUAAGAGGAUUUGUGAAAUAAAAAAAAAAGCAGAACUUCAGUUAGUGAUUGAUGAGAAGGAAAAAGAAGCUGCCUCUUUGAAGAGGCAAGUGACAGAAGCUAACAGGUUGAGAAAUGAAAGUGAAGAUUUGCUGAGUCAAGUGCAGGAGCAGAAGUGUUUGCCGGAUAAAGCCAAAGCAGUGGCAAUCUCUGGGCAAUGUAAUUGCAAGAUAACAGGCACCAAGGUUAAAUUAAAAACAGCCAAGAAAAAGAGCUCUUUGGGACAUCAUGGAGCUUUACUCAAACAGUCCAUCAAGGUUAUGAGUAAUGUAUUUGAGAACUUCAGUAAGGACGGCUGGGAGGAUGUGAGUGAAAGCAGGUACGGCUCUGUGUUGACCUCCAACCUGGGCAAGUGGCAACAGGAAAAGGAGGAUUUACAAGGAAAAUCAAAGUUGAGAGGACACCUGUCUCAAACUGCUGGCAAGAGUGAAGCCACACCAGCUCCUUCAAAGAACAUUGAUUUAGAGAUAAAACAGCUGCAGAGCAAACUAAAGAAUUUGAAUACUGAAACCGCUAAGCAAUCGACCACCAUUAAGUCACUUAAAAAUCAAGUCCAGGAAAAAGAAGAACGGAUUCGGGAACUACAAGCGAAAAUUUCUCAGUUGGCAAGGGACCUUACUAUGAAAAGACAUUUGACAGAAGAAAGGUCUCGCCUAAAAGCAAAUCAAGAAAAUGAGAAAACCUCACAUGAAACAUUGGAAAGUCUUGAGAGAAAGGUGAAGGCACUGGCUGAAGACAAAAAAGCUUCCAUUGACUCACUGAAACAAAGAUUUAAUGUAGCUAUGAAAGAGAAGUCUCAGUAUGAGCAGAUGUAUCACAAGGCUAAAGAUGAUUUGGAGAAAAAGGAUCUCAAGCUUACCAAACUAGAGAGUGAAAUGAUUGAGACUGAAUGUGCUAUGACUGACCUUGAAACUGCUGCAUGUCAACAGCUACAUGGAUUGGCUAAGCAGAGUGCGCAGGCUUUGGAAACUCUACAGAAGAAGCUGCUGCUUGCCAGUGACAAAGUAGAAGAGUUGAAGACAUUUGUGAAGACUCUAACCAGAGAGUUACACCGCAGUGUACAAGAGCUGAGAACAAAAAUUAAACUGGCAAAAAAAAUGGGAGGAAUGAAAGCAUGCAAAAAGGGUCUUUCCCAAGAAUGUCUUCAGUUGGCAGCACCUAUCCUUAACGUUUCAACUACUGAUCUUUACGAAAUACUACAAGAAGAAGAUGAUGAGGAAACAGCAAGGACAAAAAUGGAAUUUGAAAAAGAUAAAGAAUGGCUACAGCAUAUACAGAAACUUCUUGAAGUACAGUUUCCUUUUGCCUCAUACUUAAUGGAUGCCAUACUGGAAAAAUUAAAUGAGAAGAAGAAAUUGGUAGAAGAAUACAGUUCUCUCAUGAAGCACACUCUAUGAUAUUGCUAGGAUUUAUCCAAUGUGUGACUAAAAUGUGUGCUGUUUCCUCAUGUCUUUUCUCAUAAACUGUCAAUAUGCAUGUUCAAUACAUACACAGAAACCAUGAACUAAUUAAUUGUUGAACAAGAGGAAUUAAUUAAAUUCCUAUUAGAAAGCAGGGUUGGUAUUUGAUUCUUGAAGAGAAAAAUUGCUAAAAAUCAAUGCAAAGUUCAAAAUCAUUUUCCUUUAGAUGCACUGGCAGUGAACACAUGUGCAGGCUUUGUAGAGAGAGGAUGUCUUUGUUAUGACUAAUACACAUCUGUACAAUUUUGAAAGAACAAAAAGCAGCUAAGUAACACCUAGUUGUUCUAAUCACAACAGUAGAAGUAGGAUUUACAGAGGAACUGGGGAUAUCGCUGGGAUUUUGAAUACCUAAUUUCUUUUAGCUUCUUUGUAAAGCCCAGCUUUCUGAUAUGUGCUACAUAAAAAGAUACGCUUUUGUGUUGGAAAAAUUGAAUGACUGUAGAAUAAAAAUAUUCUGUGUGGAGUAAUACUGGAAAAUCUGUAUUUGCUUCUGAGUGUAUUGGAGCAUAAU